AUGUUCUCCGGCCUUUUUCAAGUUACUCGCUGUAGUUCCCCACCACCCCGACCCGCUCCCGCCGGAGGAGUGCGAUGCGUUUUCAACGUGAGGACUUUCAUAGAAGGCUGGCUUCGCGACAAUCCCGACAAAACAUGGCUCGACAUGGGAUCCGUUGCACCAUCUUUGCCGACCAAACAGCGCGUGAUGUUUACCUACCGCUGUCAGGACCGUGGGGACUGGUUCGAAAUUUUGAGCAUGUUUGAUGACCAUAAAUAUCGACGCGGAUGGUUGGACCCGUAUACCGGGAGACAACUUCUCGAGAAUGAAACGUGGAUCGACAAAGACAAGAAGAUAUUACCGAGGCGCGUCUGGUGCUUGGGGUGUAAGAAAUGUGUGGUGUUUGUCGAGGGGGACUAUGAUGUUAGAGAGUGGCAAGAUCACCGGGAUUUUUGCGAGGGGAUUACCGGUAUGAUGAAGAUUGAAAUUGUGAGGUCACUCAUCAGGCAGAAUCAGAAUCCGGAGGUCCUUUGGCCACCCAAUAGUCUGGACCCGAUUGUGCUGGUUGGGUUUAGAAUGUGA
Guyanagaster necrorhizus is the source of this 561-nucleotide messenger RNA. RefSeq lists its product as uncharacterized. The transcript is spliced from 2 exons. Bases 1 to 561 code for a protein of 186 amino acids. The record is from RefSeq and is a predicted model, not a curated record. Lineage: Eukaryota; Fungi; Basidiomycota; Agaricomycetes; Agaricales; Physalacriaceae.